AUGGGUACUGUCUCGGACACUAAUAAAGUAGGGGACUACCUUAUGGGUACUGUCUCGGACACUGAUAAAGUAGAGGACUACCUAAUUGGUUCCGUCUCGGACACUGAUAAAGUAGACGACUACCUAAUGGGUACCGUCUCGGAGACUAAUAAAGAAGAGGACUACCUUAUGGGUACUGUCUCGGACACUAAUAAAGUAGGGGACUACCAUAUGGAUACUGUCUCCGACACUAAUAAAGUAGAGGACUAUCUUAUGGGUACUGUCUCGAACACUGAUAAAGUAGAGGACUACCUAAUUGGUACCGUCUCGGACACUGAUAAAGUAGAGAACUACCUUAUGGGUACUGUCUCGGACAAUAAUAAAGUAGGGGACUACCAUAUGGAUACUGUCUCGGACACUGAUAAAGUAGAGGACUGCCUUAUGGGAACUGUCUCGGACACUAAUAAAGUAGAUGACUAA
Messenger RNA from Mizuhopecten yessoensis (Yesso scallop), 459 nucleotides. Its product is annotated as ribosomally synthesized cyclic peptide ustiloxin B precursosr-like. The transcript has a single exon. The record is from RefSeq and is a predicted model, not a curated record. The coding region runs from base 1 to 459 and encodes 152 amino acids. NCBI's taxonomy places the organism in Eukaryota, Metazoa, Mollusca, Bivalvia, Pectinida, Pectinidae.